Messenger RNA from Lucilia cuprina (Australian sheep blowfly), 1048 nucleotides. RefSeq names its product iron-sulfur cluster co-chaperone protein HscB (gene Hsc20). NCBI's taxonomy places the organism in Eukaryota, Metazoa, Arthropoda, Insecta, Diptera, Calliphoridae. The record is from RefSeq and is a predicted model, not a curated record. Gene Ontology annotation, biological process: [2Fe-2S] cluster assembly; protein complex oligomerization. The transcript has 3 exons. Bases 93 to 896 code for a protein of 267 amino acids. Gene Ontology annotation, molecular function: protein-folding chaperone binding; ATPase activator activity. Gene Ontology annotation, cellular component: mitochondrion.
UUACAUUUAUUUACAUUUUUAUUUGCAUACUUAUUAGAUAACGAAUUCUUAUCAAAUUUUUACUUAUUAUUUUAUUAGAAAACUCCUUCAAAAUGAGGCGUAUUUCUAGAAUAAGUUGUGGCUAUUUGAAGAAUCUAAAGGAAUGUAAUGUAAAUCAACAUAGAUUACUAUUCACUGGCACAGUACAGGCAAGACCAUGUUUAGCUUUGGAAUGGGAAGCAAGCAAGGAAAUAAUAUUUAAUAAUUUAAAUUUUAAUCAACAAAAACGUGCCUAUGCACCAACCACAACAUCAAAUGACCAAGAAUGCUGGAAUUGUAAAAAGGAACCAAAACAAGGUGAUAGUUUAAUGAUUUGUCCUCACUGUGGUCAUUUGCAAGAUGUAAACACAGAGAUUAACUAUUUCGAUCUCUUGGAUUUUCCACAAAAAUUUGAUUUGGAGACACAAUUACUAACAAAACGAUUCAGACAACUGCAAACUGUGGUACAUCCAGAUAAAUUUAGCAAUAAAACUUCCCGUGAACAAACAAAUUCUGCUGAUUGGAGUUCGUUAAUCAACAAGGCCUACAAAACACUAUCCCUUCCACUAGAACGUGGCCAGUAUUUAUUAGAGUUGAAUGGCCGACAAAUACCCCAAGAUAAUAGUGCUCUUAAUAAAGAGUUUCUCAUGGAAAUGAUGGAACGUAAUGAAGAGGUUGAGGAUGCCUCGACUAAAAGUGAAUUAGAUGCCAUUAAUGAAAGUUUAGCAAAAGAAUUGCAAGAAAAGGUGGAAAUUUUAACAAAAGUAUUUGCAGAAAAUAAUUUGGAAAAGGCCACCUCAUUAUUGGUUGAAAUGAAAUAUCUAAUAAGUAUACAGAAGACUAUUAAAAAUAAAUUACAAAAAUUAAUGGGCAGUUGAAUAGGAACAAGGAUGCACAAAGUCUAUAUAAUUCCUAAUGCUUUCUAAAAUAAAUAAAAAUCUUCCAGGUGAAAGAUUAACAAUUAAAUCCCGUUUUAACAGUUUUUAUUUAUUGAAAAUUUUCGAAUUUAUAGAGUUUUUUUACAAACCGA